AUGGCAGGCAAAUCUGUAAGCUUCUAUACACAUUGCUCUGUGAUACAGAAUUUCUGCGACACGAACUUGGAGGUUGUCGCGAAGUGGUUGAGUUGUAACGGCGAGAUAUGGGGGGUGGGACCGACGGCGGUGUUUGCCAGUGCAGCCGCCCUCUUCCUCUACAACGAGCUGGAGGCCACCGUGUUCAUCGCUGGAGACCAGGCACACGUCUCCUGGCUAGAAAAGACUUUGAUUUCCACUAUGGUUCUUGGUAUGCUGGCUCUGAUGAUCCACCUGUGGGUCUGUUCCAUGCGCUUCUUCCAGUACUACCUGGACACGCUUAUAAGAGAUAGUCCGAGCAUGCUAUUGGAGAUGACGACAGCGAGUCUGCUGGGCGGGCAGGCUGAGAUCAUGCCGCUAGGCCCGCUGACCAGGUUCCUACGCCAGCAGCAACCGCAGAUCCACAUGACGGUCUGCUGGUUCCUGUCACUCUGCUACGCAGACUACGUUCGUAAAAACUACUGCCAGAGGUUCAACAUGCCGUAUUUGGAACAGUGGCAAACCGAGUUGCACAGCCGUGCCGUACGGGGACUCCACAGCACAGUGGAGAAGGUCAACAGCUUUGUCGGCUCCGUCCAUCAACGGCUGCGAGGGUUUGCACCACCAGGUCACAUGGAAACCUGCCCGAUGACGGACUGCACCACGUAUACAGUGGGAGCGCGUCUUGUAAAAAGUCAUCAGUCAACGUCAGCGACACAUGCAGUCGGGUCUCUUGGGGUGAUAAGCAACCGUGUGAAUCUACCGCGGCGCUUUCAAAACCGCAGAAAGAUUUCGAUGUACGGCUGGUCACCCAGUCGAACGAGACCACUGAUGCUAUCGAAAAACUUAGGAACUACGUCGCAUCGACGAGGUGCACGUGCAAUCCACAGGACUCCGGCGUCGUUGGUGCUAUCGCCGAUAAAGAACCCAAGUCUUGAAGACUGUCCCUGGAGAAGCAUAGAGAAGAUUCCGUUCAAUACACUUGUUAGAUGA
Molecule: messenger RNA, 1011 nt
Organism: Spodoptera littoralis (African cotton leafworm)
Lineage: Eukaryota; Metazoa; Arthropoda; Insecta; Lepidoptera; Noctuidae
Source: the annotation of a GenBank genome assembly